This is a messenger RNA of Drosophila arizonae, 1225 nucleotides long. Its product is annotated as UDP-glycosyltransferase family 35 member C1. Gene Ontology annotation, molecular function: UDP-glycosyltransferase activity. NCBI's taxonomy places the organism in Eukaryota, Metazoa, Arthropoda, Insecta, Diptera, Drosophilidae. The record is from RefSeq and is a predicted model, not a curated record.
UCUAAUAACUAGUAACUAAGAGCGCAAUAUGAAGUGCCUAACGCUGCUUUUCUUGGCGCUGAUAACACUUAUCGGGCGUCCUCCACGGACCGAGGGCGCCAAGAUCUUGGCCACAUUCGCAUUCCCCGGCCGCUCCCAGUACAUAUUCGCCGAGGCGUAUUUGAAGGCGCUAGCAGCGCGGGGCCAUGAGGUCACCGUGAUCAAUACCUUCGAAAACAAGCCAGUGCCGAAUAUGCGAUUUAUAUCGGCUCCCAAAAUACACAAACAUUACGCAGAGGCUAUGCAGGUAAUGCAAGCUGAUGAGUCGUUCUUGCAAAAGCAGAAAAGUUUCAGCUGGCUGCUGGGCAUUAUAAGCGAAUGCCUAUUGGAGAACGAGUCAGUGCAGGAGCUGCUGAAGUCCGGCGAAACGUUCGAUUUGGUCAUUGCCGAGGUGCUGCACACGGAAGCGCUGUACGGCUUUGCUCAGCACUUCAAUGCGACCCUUAUGGGUUUCUCGACCUAUGGCACCGAUUACAAUAUCGACGAGCUCAUGGGUAACAUAUCGCCGAUGGCCUACAAUCCGCUCAUCAGCUCGCCACGGUCCAAUCCCAUGAGCUUCGUCGAGCGCCUGGAGAAUAAUUUGGAAAUUUGGCUGGAAAAAUUGGUGUACGAGUUCUACCACUAUCCCAAGAUGGAGAAACAGUACUCAAAAUACUUUCCCAAUGCAACACGAACUCUGCCCGAGGUUCUGGACAGCUUUUCUCUAAUGCUGCUCGGCCAACACUUCUCGGUGAGCUACCCGAGACCGUACCUGCCCAACAUGAUUGAAGUGGGCGGCCUUCACAUCUCGCACAAGCCGAAAGCGCUGCCCGACGACAUCAAACAGUUUAUCGAAAGYUCCGCUCAUGGCGUCAUAUACUUUUCGUUGGGCUCGAAUGUGAGGAGUAAAGAUUUGCCCGAGUCCACUCGGGAUACCCUGCUCAAAGUGUUUGGCAGCCUCAAGCAGCGCGUGCUCUGGAAGUUCGAGGACAAUCUGCUGCCCGGCAAGCCGGACAAUGUGUUCAUCAGCAAGUGGUUCCCCCAGCCGGACAUCCUGGCGCAUCCCAAUGUGAAACUCUUCAUCACACACGGCGGCCUGCUGAGCACCAUGGAGAGCAUCUACUUCGGCAAGCCGGUGCUGGGGCUGCCCGGUAAGUGUAUUUGCAUGUAUGCCAACAGUGUGUCCACAUGGCGCAGGACAUUAUAA